AUGACCACUGAAUUAAAUCUUAUGAAAGUUUGUUCUUUUGAAAGUAUUUGUGCCUUUUACCAUAAAAUUUAUUUAGAAGAAAAAGUCAAUAUUUAUGUAAGAAGUUACGACGAACACAAGUGUGUGCGUGCGUGCAUGCGUGCGUGCGUGCGUUCGUGCUUGCGUGCGUGCGUGCGUGUCUGCGUGCGUGCGUGCGUGCGUGCGUGCGUGCGUUUUAUUAAAUAUUUUAUUAUAUAUUUUAUUAAAUAUUUUAUUAAAUAUUUUAUUAAAUAUUUUAUUAAAUAUUUUAUUAAAUAUUUUAUUAAUCAAGAUGAUCAAAUGUAUGUUGAAAUUAUUGUUCAGUAUGAUUGA
Messenger RNA from Parnassius mnemosyne (clouded apollo), 351 nucleotides. Lineage: Eukaryota; Metazoa; Arthropoda; Insecta; Lepidoptera; Papilionidae. The record is from the annotation of a GenBank genome assembly.